CGUGGCUUCGUGACUGAUGGCGUCGUCGUUUAUAACGAGCACGAGCUCUCUCGGUCCCUCUCGAUCCCAUCCAACAGACACAAAGACCCCUUGAGAAUCAGACAUCAUGCCCGUCACCGAAUUCUCCCACCCAGAUCCCUACACCUACCAGAACGGCUUCGACUCGUACCAUGAGUCCGAAGCCAUCGCCGGAGCUCUCCCCGUGGGGCACAACUCGCCCCAGAAAGUCCCGCUAGGCCUCUACGCUGAGAAGCUGUCCGGCACGGCCUUCACAGCCCCCAGACACGAAAACAGACAGACCUGGGUCUAUCGCAUCAUCCCUGCGGCCUCUCACGAGAAGUUCGUCGCCGAGGAAUCCGACUCUUACCACACGCGCAUGACCACCGAGACACACAAGCUGCACCACAUCCCCAACCAGCUGCGAUGGAACCCAUUCGACCUGGACGAGAAGGUCGACUGGGUGCACGGGCUCCAUCUCGUCGCGGGAGCAGGCGACCCGACCCUGAAGCAGGGGUUGGGCAUCCUCCUGUAUGCCGCCGGGAAAGAUAUGGGCAAGGAGGCGUUCUACUCGGCGGACGGCGACUUCCUGAUCGUGCCGCAGCACGGAGUCCUGGACAUCCAGACCGAACUGGGCCGACUGGUAGUCCGUCCGAAUGAAAUCUGCGUGAUUCCCCGGGGGGUCCGAUACCGGGUGACUCUACCCGCAGGCCCCGUACGAGGCUACAUCUGCGAGCUCUACCAGGGCCACUACCAGCUGCCGGACCUCGGACCCAUCGGAUCCAACGGGCUCGCCAACGCGCGCGACUUCCAAGCCCCCGUGGCCUCAUUCGAAGACGACGAGACCGAGCACCGCCUGUACAGCAAAUUCGCCAACACACUCUUCUCGGCACGCCAGAGCCACAGCCCCUUCGACAUCGUCGCCUGGCACGGCAACUACUACCCCUACAAGUACGACCUGGGGCGGUUCAACACCAUCGGCUCGAUCUCCUUCGACCAUCCCGAUCCCUCCAUCUUCACCGUUCUCACGGGACCCUCUGACCACGUGGGUACCGCCAUCGCCGACUUCGUGAUCUUCCCGCCGCGGUGGCUCGUCGCGGAGAAGACCUUCCGUCCGCCGUGGUACCACCGCAACACGAUGUCCGAGUUCAUGGGCCUGAUCACGGGCAACUACGAUGCGAAGACGGGUGGCGGGUUCCAGCCGGCGGGAGCGAGCUUGCAUAAUGUGAUGAGUGCGCAUGGGCCGGACGCGGAUGCGUUCGAGGGCGCCAGCAAUGCCGAGCUGAAGCCGCAGAAGGUGGGCGAUGGGAGUAUGGCGUUUAUGUUUGAGAGUUCGUUGAUGGUGGGCGUGUCGGAAUGGGGACUCAAGACUUGUCAGAAGGUGCAGGAGGAGUAUAAUGAUCAUAGCUGGAGGCCGUUGAAGCGGCAUUUCCAGAAUCCGAACAAGGCUUAAUGUAUAGUUAUUAAUAUCAGUGAUGCGAUUUACUUUAUCUAAAAUGAGACAUUUUCUGGUUUG
Aspergillus steynii IBT 23096 is the source of this 1513-nucleotide messenger RNA. RefSeq names its product putative homogentisate 1,2-dioxygenase (HmgA) (gene hmgA). Gene Ontology annotation, cellular component: cytoplasm. Lineage: Eukaryota; Fungi; Ascomycota; Eurotiomycetes; Eurotiales; Aspergillaceae. Gene Ontology annotation, biological process: L-phenylalanine catabolic process. Bases 107 to 1450 code for a protein of 447 amino acids. The record is from RefSeq and is a predicted model, not a curated record. The transcript is spliced from 4 exons. Gene Ontology annotation, molecular function: homogentisate 1,2-dioxygenase activity.